This is a messenger RNA of Drosophila novamexicana, 2943 nucleotides long. It is a transcript of the gene Stat92E, whose product is annotated as signal transducer and transcription activator. The record is from RefSeq and is a predicted model, not a curated record. Bases 195 to 2537 code for a protein of 780 amino acids. Gene Ontology annotation, biological process: regulation of cell population proliferation; defense response; regulation of transcription by RNA polymerase II. Gene Ontology annotation, molecular function: RNA polymerase II cis-regulatory region sequence-specific DNA binding; DNA-binding transcription factor activity, RNA polymerase II-specific. The transcript is spliced from 8 exons. NCBI's taxonomy places the organism in Eukaryota, Metazoa, Arthropoda, Insecta, Diptera, Drosophilidae.
GCAUGAAAAUUAAACCAAAAUAAGACAAUUGAAAUUAAUAAAACAAAGACAGAAUCAUAAUAUCCAAAUACUCUGGGCCAAAAAGCACACAUUGUCAGCAGUUUCCCUGUCAUUGCAUCCUGGUUGUAGCACAUGCAACAGCUGCAUCGCUCACGCUAACAUCCCAUACACAUUCAUCCAAGCCAAUAAACCAUAUGAGCAGCAUGAGUCUGUGGAAGCGCAUCUCGAGCCAUGCCGACUGCGAGCAGCGCAUGGCGGCUUACUACAAUAAGAAGGGUCUGUACGACCUGCGCCUAUGCUUGGCGCCCUGGAUCGAAGACAGAAUAAUGUCCGAGCAGAUAACGCCAAAUUCAACAAAUCAAUUAGAACGUGUAGCGAUCAAGUUUAUUGAGGAUCUGCAGCAAAAACUUUUAUCGACACGUGCCAGCGAUCAGGUGCUGAAGUAUCGCCUGGUGGAGCUCUGUGCCCUUAUCCAACGCACACCGGCACUUGAGCUUUAUACGCAUUUGCGCAGCGGCCUGCAAAAGGAAUUGCAGCUAGCCGCCGAGAAGAGUGUUGCCGUUGCCGCCGCGGGCCAAUCGAUGCCGCUGAACACCUAUAAUAUGAACAAUGCAGUGUCCGCUGCCGCCGCUGUCGUUGGCAUGAACGGUGGUUAUGUUGAUACUAGUGACUUGUUAGGCGUUGCUGGAUCAUCCCCAGUUGCUGCUGGUAUGUCAACCGGCAUAAUGCAUAACAUGGGUGAAAAUGCAACGGCCGGCCCUAUGGCCACACCCAAGGUGGAACUGUACGAAGUACAUCAUCAGAUUAUGCACAGCUUGAAUGAAUUCUCCAGAUGCACCGAUAGUCUCAAAGUUCUGGUGCAAAGCUAUCGAUAUAUGAUCAACGCGCCCAAUUCACCCGAUGCUGAGACACUGUUCAAGCGUUUAAUUGAGGAGAAGAGCUCAUUGGUUGCCAGGCUGCAACGCAGCUUUUUGUACUAUGACUCGCUGCAGGAUAUGGUCAUUGCGGAACUGAAGAAUUGGCGACGCCAACAGGCCCUCGCCGGCAAUGGGGCACAUUUUAGCGAGAAUAUGCUGGAUGAUAUACAACGUUGCUUUGAGCUGUUGGAAUCAUUUGUCAUUCAUCUGCUGUCCGCUGUAAAAGAGACGAUUUUCGUGCGGCUUAUGAACGAUGAUCCAGACCUUAAUUGUCUGCUAGAGCGGGUUCAGGUGGCACAAAAGAAUUUAGUGUGCUCCGCCUUUAUUGUGGAUAAGCAGCCGCCGCAGGUAAUGAAGACAAAUACACGCUUUGCGGCUUCAGUGCGUUGGCUACUCGGCUCCCAGCUAGGCAUACAAAUGAAUCCGCCCACAGUCGAGUGUAUUAUAAUGUCAGAGUUGCAGGCUCAGCGUUUUGUGACCCGUGGCACACACAUGGAUGUGACACAUAGCAGCCUGGCUGGACAAUCGUCGGGCGAGAUACAAAACUGCUCCAGCACCAUGGAGUAUCAGGAGAGCAAUCAUGUAUUCUCCGCCAGCUUUAGAAAUAUGCAGCUGAAGAAGAUCAAGCGCGCCGAGAAGAAGGGUACCGAGAGCGUCAUGGAUGAGAAGUUUGCAUUGUUCUUCUAUGCCACAACAACAGUAAAUGAUUAUCAGAUUCGCGUCUGGACACUGUCGCUGCCCGUGGUGGUAAUUGUCCAUGGCAAUCAAGAGCCACAAUCUUGGGCCACCAUUACCUGGGACAAUGCAUUCGCAGAUAUUGUUCGUGAUCCGUUUGUGGUCACUGAUCGUGUCACCUGGCGUCAACUAUCUGUUGCACUCAACACCAAAUUUGGCUCCUGCACACAGCGCGCCCUGACCUCGGAGAAUUUGGAGUUUCUAUUUGAGAAGCUGCAUCGUGACAAUAUUGUCGGCGAGCGCAAUAAUGAGCAUAUUUCCUGGAAUCAGUUUUGUAAGGAACCGUUACCGGAUCGCACGUUCACCUUCUGGGAAUGGUUCUUCGCCAUUAUGAAACUGACCAAAGACCAUUUGCUAUCCAUGUGGAAAGCAGGUCGCAUUACGGGCUUCAUCAACAAGGCCAAGGCGCACGAUGAUCUCUUGCGGGCCGUGACUGGCAUCGGCACCUUUUUGUUGCGCUUCUCUGACAGCGAGUUGGGUGGUGUUACCAUUGCCUAUGUUAAUGAAUGUGGCUCGGUGACAAUGUUAUCACCUUGGACUGCACGCGAUUUCCAAAUACUCAAUCUGGCCGAUCGCAUUCGCGAUCUGGAAAUGCUGCGUUGUCUGCAUCCGACCGACAUCAACGUGCAACCGUUGGAUCGCGAUCUUGCUUUUGGCGACUUUUAUACACAGCGUACUGAACCAACGCCCCGUGUCGAUGGAUAUGUGCCAAGCACGAUACGCGUGCAGGUGCGUACCACUGGGGAUACAGGCUCCAUAAGUGGCACGCCCCAUCACCCAAUGCAGUCACCGCCGCAGGAUAGCAUGUCGAUGGGAAAUGGUAGUGAUUUUCCCAUGGCGGACUUUGAUACGAUGCAGAACUUUGAUGUGUAUAAUAGGCUAUAAGCCUAUUAAGAGCAUACAUACAUUUUUAUAUAUAUAUAUGCAAAUAUAAACCUAUAUAUAAAUGCGAAAAUGUAUAAUUAAAUUACGUAAACAAAGGAAUCCUAUAUACAUUGUAUGUUUGCAAGAAUUUGCCGCUAUUAACGACGUCCAUUAGAUGUUUACUGUAACCAACCAAACUUCCCACACAAUUCACAACGAAUCGGACACUUCGACAUUAACUUAUAAAACUGUUUUACCUAAAUGUCAUUUUACAUAUUUGGAAUGCAUCAUUGUGGCAUGUGUUUUAUUUUUGCAUUUGUGAAAACGCCAAAAACGACUCAACAAAACGACAAGAGCAAUGCAUGCAAAUUGCGGCACUUCAACACACUCACACACACACACACACACACACACACACACACAGACA